CAGAGCGAAGCCCUUGUCAGUGUCAACAGCUACCUUUGGACAAAAUGGAUACAGUUCUAUAUUUCAGUGUUCUCCUCCUUACGGCGGUUCGUCCAAUGUACUCGGCUCCCAGAAUCGUGGACUUGUCUCAUCAACAAGACGAUAACGCCGUCAGCUGGCCAGUCAACCCGCCGUAUAAUUUUACCAAACUUCAUCGGGGAUUCUAUGCACCCUUCAAUAUCUGGCUAGAAAACAAUCACAUCGCAAUGCCAGAGCAUAUGGGCACUCAUGUAGACGCCCCAGUUCAUACGUUCAAGGGCACUUGGAGGACGCAUCAAAUCCCGAUUGAAAAAUUAUAUGGACCUGGAGUUAUAAUAAAUGUUAAAGCCAAGGUCGAGAGCAAUCCAGAUUACAGAGUUUCCACAGAUGAUCUUUUGAAAUACGAAGAAAAAUAUGGAGAAAUUCCCAGGCAUUCCGUAGUUAUAAUGAACUCGGGUUGGACUCAAAAGUACUUAAACAAUACUCUGGUAUGGGGAACCAUGCAGCUUCUGGAUUCUUCUACAUUUCAUUUUCCUAGCUGGCACGAGGAAGCUGUCACGUGGCUGAUAAACAAGCGACAGGUCAACGCUAUUGGAGUGGACACGCCCUCUACCGAUUAUGGACAGUCCAAAACAUUACCCUGUCACUUGAUCAUGGGGAAAAAUAACGUGGUAGGGAUUGAGAAUGUUGCCAAUCUGGAUAACAUUCCAGAAAGCGGAAGCACUAUUUACGUUCCGGUUAUCAAGAUUUAUGACGGAAGUGGUGGACCUGCGCGUCUUUUCGGGACAUAUGAUGACGAUCCCGACAAAACAAACGCAGCAUCUACAGCUACAAGCUCCAUGUUCUACACGUGUUUUUUCAUCAUCCCUCUUAUUAUCAAAUUCUAGAAUUUAAGCUUUUUAAUAUAUAUACUUCCUUGAACAUUUAGAUUGUUUGUAUAGUCAAUAAUGUACAUUUCUUAAAACUUGAUUACCCCAUUAACUUGUUUCUCUUCCAGUGGAGGAAGUAGUUCAUAAUAUUGAUAAACUGAAGUACUCAGUUCCUAAAAUUAUAGAAUCCAUACAAUGCGCUUCAAAUUUUGAAUGUAAAGGGUGAAUAUA
Messenger RNA from Saccostrea cuccullata (small rock oyster), 1118 nucleotides. Its product is annotated as isatin hydrolase-like. The transcript has 3 exons. The coding region runs from base 45 to 905 and encodes 286 amino acids. The record is from RefSeq and is a predicted model, not a curated record. Gene Ontology annotation, molecular function: arylformamidase activity. Lineage: Eukaryota; Metazoa; Mollusca; Bivalvia; Ostreida; Ostreidae.